Molecule: messenger RNA, 972 nt
Organism: Xenopus tropicalis (tropical clawed frog)
Lineage: Eukaryota; Metazoa; Chordata; Amphibia; Anura; Pipidae
Gene: or13ar4
Product: olfactory receptor family 13 subfamily AR member 4
Exons: 1
Coding region: 1-972 (323 amino acids)
Biological process (GO): detection of chemical stimulus involved in sensory perception of smell; signal transduction; G protein-coupled receptor signaling pathway
Cellular component (GO): membrane; plasma membrane
Molecular function (GO): G protein-coupled receptor activity; olfactory receptor activity
Source: RefSeq, a predicted model, not a curated record
AUGGAUUAUGGCAGGAAUAUCACAGUACCAAGAGACUUUUAUCUCAUAGCAUUUUCCAACUCUGAAGAAGAUCAACAUAUUGUUUUUUUGGGUCUGUUACUAAUGUACCUACUGACUGUGCUUGGAAACUUGCUGAUUAUAGUGCUUGUGUGCCUGGUACCCCAACUGCACACCCCCAUGUACUUCUUUCUGUGCAACCUGGCAGCCCAGGACAUUAUCUCUGUCUCUGCCUUCCUGCCCAAGCUGAUGGCCAUCACAAUUACAGGGGACACCAGAGCUUCUUUUCCCGGCUGCAUAACCCAAAUAUUUCUCUUUGCAUUUUGUGCUUGUGGUGACUUUCUCCUGCUGGCCAUCAUGGCUUAUGAUCGCUAUGUGGCUAUUUGUAUCCCUCUGCGUUAUCACCUCAUUAUGAACCCAAGGCUCUGCAUCCUAUUGAUGACAACUUCUUGGAUCCUCUGUGCCACCAGUGCAAUGUGCUAUUCUUUGUUUAUAUCUCAGUUGUCAUUCUGCAGGCUCUUUGAUAUCAAUCAUAUAUUUUGUGAACCUGUAUCAAUGUUAAAGCUUUCCUGCAGCGACACAACACACAUACAGAUACUAAUAAUUAUUGAGCUACCAUUAAUAGCUAUUUUUCCAUUUGGAUUGAUUCUAACCUCCUAUGUAUACAUCAUAUAUACCAUCCUAAAGAUGAGGACCACAGCUGCGAGGCUCAAGAUAUUCUCUAGUUGUUCCUCACAUCUCACAGCUGUAUUGCUCUUUGGCGGUACAGGCAUUGGCUUGUACACAAAACCAGAGUCAAAUGACUCUCAAGACAUAGACAAGAUGCUUUUUCUGAUUUACUUGGGCUUUGUUCCAAUGUUAAACCCAUUGGUGUACAGCCUCAGAAACAGGCAGGUCCAGUCUGCUGCAAAAAAUAUAUUUACCAAGUAUAUAUCGUAUUGGCAAUGUAAAUUAAGAGUCAUACAUUAUACCUAA